AUGGAUGGUCGCGAUCAAGAUGAUCUGUAUGUCUUCCAUGAAGAUGGCUGGGCUAGUCCGCUCAGUUUUGACAGCACAGAAUCCACAUUAAUUUUAUUCAAUGAGGGAGGUGUUGCACCCGAUGUCGGUAAUGCUCUGUUAGCAGACGUAGCCGACAUCGAGUCUGACGAGGAAACUGAGGGUGAAGAUGCGGAGGAGUCACCUUCGUCAGAGAGUGAGUAG
Acanthoscelides obtectus is the source of this 222-nucleotide messenger RNA. The record is from the annotation of a GenBank genome assembly. Lineage: Eukaryota; Metazoa; Arthropoda; Insecta; Coleoptera; Chrysomelidae.